AUGGGACCGGAAAGCGGCUUUAUCCUCGCUCUUCUCUGUUGGGCGGUGGGCGAGGUGGCUGCCUACCCACCCUGGGAUUUCUCCUGGGGGGCACGGGCAGAACCCCAUGCCUGGUCCUGGGUGGAGGACCCCCAGUCUCGAGCCAUCUCCGGCCAGCAGCCAGUGGUGGUGCAGUGCCAGGAGGCUCAGCUCGUGGUGACGGUGCAUAGGGACCUCUUCGGCACCGGCCGCUUGGUCAACGUAGCUGACCUGACGCUGGGGCCGGCGGCGUGCAAACAUUCCUCGAUGAACCCUGCCCACAACACCGUCACCUUCACCGCCGGGCUCCACGAGUGCGGCAGCAUCGUGCAGAUCACACCGGACUCCCUCAUUUACCGCACGCUCCUCAACUACGACCCCAGCCCCGCCAGCAACCCCGUCAUCAUCCGCAGCAACCCUGCCGUUAUCCCCAUCGAGUGCCACUACCCCAGGAGGGAGAACGUGAGCAGCAGCGCCAUCCGACCCACCUGGGCUCCCUUCAGCUCCACGCUCUCGGCGGAGGAGAGGCUGGUGUUCUCCUUGCGCCUCAUGAACGAGGACUGGACUGCCGAGAGACCUUUCACUGGUUUCCAACUGGGUGACGUCCUCAACAUCCAAGCAGAGGUGGCCACCGAGAGCCACGUGCCGCUGCGGUUGUUUGUGGACAGUUGUGUGGCCGCCCUGAGCCCCAGCACCGACUCCUCACCCCACUACGCCAUCAUUGACUUCAACGGGUGCCUGGUUGAUGGGAGGUCAGAUGACACCAGCUCUGCCUUCAUCACCCCUCGGCCCCGGGAGGACAUGCUGCGCUUCAGGAUCGACGUCUUCAGGUUUGCAGGGGACACUAGGAACCUGAUCUACAUCACCUGCCACCUAAAGGUGACCCCAGCGGACCAAGCCCCGGACCCCCUGAACAAGGCUUGUUCCUUCAACAAAGCCAGAAACACCUGGGCACCCGUGGAAGGCACCCGGGACAUCUGCAGCUGCUGCGAGAUGGGCAACUGCGAGUCCUCCGCAUUCUCCCGGAGGCUCAACCCCCUGGACCGAUGGCCCAGCCGCCGCUUCCGACGCCAUGAUGCCAACGGGAAAGAGGCUGAAGCCGACGUAGUCAUCGGCCCCGUGCUCCUCUCGAGGGAUGCAGGCACUGUCGGAGAGCAGCAGGAGGGAGGUCAGGGUGGGGCGACAGCGGUGGCCAGCGUGGGGAUGGGGCUGAUGUACGUGGCGGUCGGUGUGGGGCUGGCCGGGGCUAUGCUGGCCGUCGGCGUGGGGUACAGGAGGUGCACCCGUGCCUCGGCGUGA
This is a messenger RNA of Chroicocephalus ridibundus (black-headed gull), 1317 nucleotides long. RefSeq names its product zona pellucida sperm-binding protein 3-like. The coding region runs from base 1 to 1317 and encodes 438 amino acids. The transcript is spliced from 9 exons. The record is from RefSeq and is a predicted model, not a curated record. NCBI's taxonomy places the organism in Eukaryota, Metazoa, Chordata, Aves, Charadriiformes, Laridae.